This is a messenger RNA of Pestalotiopsis fici W106-1, 1899 nucleotides long. RefSeq lists its product as uncharacterized. The transcript has a single exon. The record is from RefSeq and is a predicted model, not a curated record. Lineage: Eukaryota; Fungi; Ascomycota; Sordariomycetes; Amphisphaeriales; Sporocadaceae. The coding region runs from base 1 to 1899 and encodes 632 amino acids.
AUGUCGAGCCAAUAUAUGUACGGCUCUCUGCAAGAGAAACAGAUCAGGCUGCUCAGCGUGACUGAGGACGAAAGCGCACCCCACGGCAUCGUUCUGGACCUUUCCGAGGUCGACUUGGAGGAUGCCAAAUAUACGGCGCUGUCAUACACAUGGGGGCGUCCAGAACCGUUGGAUAUGGAUCCAGCAUUCGACGAGGACAAGAUAUACCAGCUCCGAUGCGGAGGCGGCUUCUUGUUCGUUCGUCAGAAUCUUUUCGAUUUCCUCCAGCAAACCAGAACUCUUGGUCAUCCGGUGCCGUUACUGUGGAUUGAUGCUUUGUGUAUCAAUCAGGUGGACCUGGAUGAGAGAUCUAAGCAGGUUCUUCUUAUGAGCAAGAUUUACGCUUCUGCUCAACACGUUUGGAUCUGGCUAGGGGCCCGUGAUCCGAGCGAAGGGGCGCAUCGGAUACUGGACGAGUUCAUUCCCGCUGUCCUUGAACACUACAAAGAGCUUCUGGAAGAAUUUCAAUCAAAUGUCUUGUGGAGCUCUCAAGAAAGACUUAUCGAGAAGGCCAUUGGCUCAGAUGCCUGGUCAAUUUGGGCAAGUUCUUGGCGCGAGUAUGUAAAUCUUGUUCAGCGCUGCUGGUUUUCCAGAGGAUGGACGAUACAAGAAGUAGCCAGACCCGAUCUUUCGGCAAUCUCGGUCUUUGCAGGAACUCGAAAAUACCCCUGGUCGCAGAUUUAUUGGUUUCUUGAUUUGGUGAUGUCAAGUCGAUGGUUCUCCUACAUCCAAGAUCACACCGAUUCCGACUCGCAGCAUGCUUUACUCUGCGCAACCGGCCGACCACUAAUACUUGAGAGGAUUCGUCGAACGAUUGGUCCAUUCGAAGGAAGAACACAUGAGCAACAGUGGUAUGAAAGCUUACUCGAUACCAUGAUAGUGGCCGGAAGACAUGCAAUGUCAGACAAAAGAGACGUGAUCUACGCUUGCCUUGGGAUGAUGCUCCAAAUCGCACCAGAAGGAAUCGAGUCAGCUAUCGUUCCAGACUACAAUCUGAGCAUUGAGGAGACUUAUACAAGAUUUACAGGCGUACUUCUACAAAAGAUGUCUCAACUUCAAGUUUUAUCACUUGUUAAGAAUCAGGAAGAACGCAAUUACAAGAACAUGCCAUCCUGGGUACCUGAUUAUUCGAAUUUUCUGCGCGGAUCAGGAAACCCACUGGCACGCGAUACGCGUCGUCGGAGAACGGAUGGUGCAAGCAGCGUGAGUGCUGUGCCUCGAGUCAUUGGGAAUCGCCUCUAUCUCCACGGUGCUUGCCUUACGACAGUGAAGGAAAAGAUAGCAGGACAUGAAGUCACUGAUUUCUCGAACUAUAUUCUUGAUAUGUGUCGAGAAUCACGACAGUAUCCUGAACUCAUGCAAUCCAUGCGAGAGACUGUCUGGAACACAAUGGUGUGGCGAGAGUUGCCCCUUGGAAGAGAGGACCAGGAGAUUAUCUUUCAGCAAUGGCUUUUGCGUAGAUAUGAGACCGAAGUAUCCACGGAGCAUUUCGAAACGGACAAGGGCGCCGAGAUCCAAAAGUCCCUGGGAGCAGGUUUAUCCCCUGGGGUGUUCAGUAAGGAUUGGAUCCUCCACGUCAACGAAAGUUUUUCCAAAUAUGUUCAAGGACAUUCAAGAAUGAUGGAUCGCGCUUGCAUGUAUAUCGCCACAAAUGGACGGCUUGCAGUGGGUGCGUCGUGGCUUGAGCCGGGGGAUGAGAUUUGGAUUUUCGAGAAUGGUCAUCUACCCUUUUUACUGAGGCCAAACGCGGAUGGCGAGACGUACCGGUUGAUUGGCGAAACUUACAUGCAUGGUGUUAUGCGUGGAGAAGCAAUGACGGAUGAUUUCAUUUCGGAGUUUGGACCUGUUGUGCUUAUUUAA